GCCCCGAGCCCGAACUGCUCCACUUCGCCUGCUCCUACAACGGCGGCCACGGAGGACCCGUGGUAGCCAUACUUGGUCUCGUUGGAAGCGCAGCGGCAGGGCUAGGCGCGUGUAAGCCGCUCAGCAUGAGCGGCCGACAACGCGCGUCUGCGGAAGGAGGUUCUCCUCACCGUCGCAGCCACGCGACGCAGCCCAUACCUCAUGGACAUUGGAAUGAACGCCUUCCCCGUAUCAUCACCGGCUAUCGAAUCGUGUCGCUCCACAAGAUGGGUACCGCCAUUGCUCACCACUGGCUCCGUGUACGGACAACUACCCUAUUCCUCAUAAAGUUUUUUUUCCUGUACAUCUAGUUAUCGACACAUAUUGUUUACCGGCCAAAUUAAUUUGAACAAAUUGCUUCAUUCAUUGUACUGAGCCCACAGGUUCAAACCCUCUACAUGCCAACUACUUUUUUUUUCUAACCGCAAAGGGCCCAUGGGGAAGGGGGGCCGAUAGCUACAACAAAAGUAUAGACUGAGAGAAAAGGCCUUGGCACACCCGCCCCAAAUGUAGCAAAUUCAUGUGGCUUUUAUUACACAAGAAAAUCUAGGUCAGUGUAUUUUUUACGAGAUGGAGUCGGAUAAUGUGUAGGAGCAGACACAUGCACAUAGUGGGAAGGAGUUGUCGAUGGACGCAUAGAUGGCGUCAAAUGGGAAGAAACUAGAAGAGUUUAAACCAUCUCGUGGAAUCCGAUAAGGGGACCCGUUGUCUCCAUACUUGUUCUUGUUAGCAGCAGAGGGCCUUUCGUGCCUCCUAAAAUCAAGAAGUGAGUCAUCAAACUUGAGUGGGCUUCAAGUGGCUGCCUCGGCGCCACCGGUAAACCACUUAUUAUUUGCAGAUGACAACCUGCUGUUUUUCAAGGCGAAUAGUAUGUGAGCGAUGGAGGUGUAGCCAGCGAAUUAAUUAUGCAAAAUCAUCUAUCUUCUUCAGCAAAGGGGUUCCAGAAAAUAUCCGCAAUGACAUAAAGGGCCUCUUGCAUGUACCAAAUGAGACACUGAAUGAAAAAUAUUUGGGUAUGCCUUCUGACAUCGGUUCCUCAAAGAAUGGUCCUUUCAAAUAUUUGAAGGAUAGAUUGUGGAGUAGGAUUCAAGGAUGGAUAGAGAAGUCUCUGUCCACGGCUGGAAAAGAGGUUCUUGUUAAGGCGGUUGCUCAGGCGGUGCCAGUAUACUCUAUGUCUUGCUUCAACUUACCAAGAGGGUUGUGUGAACAUUUGAAUAUGCUCAUAAGUAAAUUUUGGUGGGGGAGCAAAGAAGGUCAACGGAAGCCGCAUUGGGUUUCUUGGAAGGACAUGACUCAACCAAAAAGCAUGGGGGUUUGGGUUUCAAAAAAUUUGAGCUCUUUAAUCUGGCUAUGCAGCUGGCUAGACAAGCAUGGCAUUUGCUUCAAAACCCAGACUCACUGAGUGCUCGCAUCCUCAGGAGUGUUUACUAUCCAGGUUCAACAAUUCUUGAAGCCAGCCUCGGAUCCCACCCGAGUCAGAUUUGGCGAGCCAUAGUAGAAGGGAGAGAUAUUCUUCAGCAAGGGCUAAUAAAGAGAAUUGGGAACGGACAAAAUACAAAUAUUUGGACUGAAAACUGGUUACCUAGGGACGAGAUGCUCCGACCAUAUGGUUGUAGGACAGCGAACCCACCUCAGUUUGUUUCAGAAAUCAUAGAUCCAACUACGGCAACAUGGAACAUACAGAGGGUCCAAGAGGUUUUCCUUCCCAUGGACGUGAAAAUCAUCACUAGUAUUCCAUUGUGCACUCGUAAUAUAACUGAUUUCUGGUGAUGGCAUUUUGAGAAAAAUGGACAAUUCUCUGUCAGAUCAGCGUACAACAGGCUUGUAUCAACAAGGCAUCGCCAUGAGGCUUGGCUGAGCGGUAAUGCUAGCUCGUCAAGCAAUAUAGCCGAGCAAAACGAGUGGAAAACUCUGUGGAAAACACAAGUGCCCGGAAAAAUUAGAAUGUUCUUAUGGAGACUUUCAAAACAUACUUUGCCAACCGAAGAUGUUCGUUCUCAUCGACAUAUGUCAAACUCUAUGGCAUGCGGGCUGUGUGGGGCACCGGACUCAUGACACCAUUCUCUCCUGGAGUGUACUACUUCCAGAUCCACAUGGGCGUUGGUAGAGGAGGAGAUUGGGUAGUCGCUGGUGCACAACAGAGAGCCGAAAGCCAAACAGUGGCUGUUCACACAAAUGGAGGCAUUAUCACAUGCUCAUUUCGUCAAGCUAGCCGUCACUUUGUGGGCUAUUUGGUCGGCAAGGAGGAAGUCCAUCCACAAGGGGAUUUUUCGGAGUCCCCAGUCACUUUUCUCAUUCACCACCAGAUUCAUUGGAGAGCUGGAGAGUAUUAAAGAACGCAAACCGGUUGGGAUAUCAAGGACAGGAGGGGAUAUGCAACGUAGAACUCGUCCGAGAGCUCCUCCGGUGAACCAUGCAAAGCUUCAUGUGGAUGGGCCGUGAGACCAGGGCGAGGUGGUUCGGCAGCAGUUGUGUGCAGGGAUGCCGAGGGGAACUAGCUCGGUAGCACAGCCCUGGUGGUGCAAGGAGUGGAUGACCCAAUGAUUUUGGAGUCGAUAGCCUGCAGGGAGGCACUUUGUGCAGCUGAGGAUCUUCUGUUGCAGAGUUUUGUGGUCGCAUCAGACGCAAAACAGGUGGUGAGAGACAUUGCUGGAGUUUCCCACGGCAAACAUGGCGCAAUUAUCAGCGAGAUCAAAGCCCGUUCUACUGCUUUUUCCUGUAGUUUUAUUUUUGAAAGUCGAGGCAGUAACGUAGAAGCUCAUCGCUUAGCUAGGUACGCUCUUAAUCUAGCACCUGGGCGUCAUGUGUGGUUUGGCCAACCACAUAAUGUAAGCAUUAUCCCACUUUAUAUGGAAUUCGAUCAAUAAAGAACUGGUUUUCCCCUAAAAAAAUCAGCUAUACAGGCCACAACCCAUGACUUUGAGCAGCAGUACGAGAGAACACGCGAGCAAUACGAUCACAAAGAUUUUUUUAUUCGAAGGGAGCGAACACCCAGCACCAGGCCAUCCGCCGGAUCUCAAGGCCCAAGUCGUGCUUCACGAGGCCCAGACGAAGCGAACGAACGCCAGCCCACCGAAACCCUGCACCGCCACCGCCACCGAAACCCACUUUGUGGAUGCAGUUGUUGCAGUAUUUUCCAUCGAACUGCCCAGGGGGAGGAGCUUUUAUGCUGGUUGUGUUGUGCACGGGUGAGACGUUUGGUGUGGAUAUUUACCGUAGUCAUGGUUUUGUAUCUCAGGUGGGGUGGUGAUUGUGCUGGUGUGGGAUGGUCUGGGACGGUCAUGUUAGCGUGUUAUUCUUAUUAGGGGAGUGCUUCGGUACAAGCCCCCUAAAACGUAUAGUGGAUAGUAUGGUAAUUUCACAUUAGGUAUAGGAAUACCCACCCGACGCCGUACGUCCGCGCGCGACGUCAUACGCCCGCCCGCGUAUGCCGCACCCGACGCCAUACGUCCGCGCGCGACGUCAUACGUCCGCCCGCGUAUGCCGCACCCGUCGCUGUACGUACGCCCGCCCGCGUACCCGCACCCGUCGCCGUACGUCGCCGUCGUACGCCCGCACGUCUCGACGUUGGCGUCGACAGUUGUUGGAGGGAAAAAAAGGACACGACCCUGAACCCUAACACAUCCACGCCGUCUCCAUGUCGUCCCCCCGUCUGCGCGAAGUCGCCGUCGCCCGGGUCGCCGCCCAAACAGGCCGCCACGCGUGCCCCGGCGCCGUUACCGCUGCCGACGCGCGUUCCCAGGCUCCGUUGGCGCUGCCGCUACGUUCCAUUCCCGUCGCCCAGAUGGCCGCCCACCCGCGAUCUACGUCGCCGCCUCCCUCCGUGCAGUACGCCUGCUACGACCAGCCAUCUUCCUCACGCCGUCGACACCUGCCUCCGCCGACCAGCAACGUCAGGCCGUCAUCGCGUUCGUUAUCGGAACAAAUGGAUCCGACUGAAAUCCUGGCCGCCGUGCAAGAGUUAGAGGAGGAGGGCGAUUAUGAUGGCAAUGAUUACGGCGAGGACAACGAAACCUCGUCACUGAAUAUGGAUGAACCUGCUGAGGAGAACUACAUGAGUUUGGAUGAAUCUUAUAGUGGCAAUCGACAUGGCGAUGAUGAUGAUGAUAUGGAUAUAGAUGAUUCAUUUGACGAAAGUGCACUCCGGAUGGACGAGGAUGGGGACUUUGUGAGGAAUAUUGUGGACGAUGAAAGUGACAAAUCGCACAUUGAUGCAUCUCAUGAUGACAGCUCCAGCAAAGGAGAUGUAGAUGGUACAAGCGGGAUGUUAACACCAAAGGCGCACCAAAACAGAAUGUUAAAGGCCGCGGUAAGGAUGGUCCUGAUGUCACUAAAAAUGGGUGACCUAAAGCUUUUGAUGAGAAAAGCAAACGUCAAUGUGGACAGUGCGGUCUUCCGGGUCAUUAUAAGUCCACGUGCCCUCAAAAUCCUAAGAACUUUGUUUGAAUUGUGGAGUAUGGAAGAUUGCUUCACCCUUUGAUUGAAGACAGUUUUAUUAUGGAUUGCUAUGGAAGAUUGCUUCACCCUUUCAUUGGAGACAGUUUUAAUGUUCUAUAUAUGUGAUCUUUAAUAAUUGUUGAAAUAUGAACUUAUUUUACUUUGUCCAUGUCAGACUAUUUGCUACGAUACCGACAUAAGUAGUUGUUUUCAUGACAGACUAUGUAAUGCAACAAGGAGUUUUUACUUUGUUUAUUUUGAUGUGC
Triticum aestivum (bread wheat) is the source of this 4742-nucleotide messenger RNA. RefSeq lists its product as uncharacterized. Lineage: Eukaryota; Viridiplantae; Streptophyta; Magnoliopsida; Poales; Poaceae. Bases 3677 to 4519 code for a protein of 280 amino acids. The transcript is spliced from 7 exons. The record is from RefSeq and is a predicted model, not a curated record.